This is a messenger RNA of Dunckerocampus dactyliophorus (ringed pipefish), 3642 nucleotides long. It is a transcript of the gene tsen15, whose product is annotated as TSEN15 tRNA splicing endonuclease subunit. Gene Ontology annotation, biological process: tRNA splicing, via endonucleolytic cleavage and ligation. Gene Ontology annotation, molecular function: nucleic acid binding. Lineage: Eukaryota; Metazoa; Chordata; Actinopteri; Syngnathiformes; Syngnathidae. The coding region runs from base 103 to 681 and encodes 192 amino acids. The transcript has 4 exons. The record is from RefSeq and is a predicted model, not a curated record.
UUCCAGUGUUACACAUAGUCUGUUACUGAGCGGGUGCGUUCGAAAUAGUAAUAAUUGUAAUACACUUGGCGGUAACAUACAACCACUUAUCUACUCGAAUUAAUGUGUAAUAAAAUAUGGCGAACCCACGACAAUAACACGAACAAGGCGCGGGAGUGGGUAAAAUCCACAUCAGCGUCUCACGCUGUGCAGCGUGUUCAUACUGGAUCGGAACGCUCGACAGUAAUGGACUUGCCAAAAGAGUCUCCAAACUGGAUUCUGCAACAUCCGGUGUAUCACUUGAUGAAGAACCUCGAUGUGGAAGACAGUGCACAAGUGCAUGCUGCUUUUCUUGUUUACAUGGAUCUCACUGAGGUGCGUAACUGGAAGGAGGUGUCCUGUGCUAAAAGUGACGAACUUCAGCUUGUUUUGUUAGAGGGAAAAGAGAAGGAAGGAUCGCCCAUGCAGACAGUUCUUCCACUGCCCGUGCAUCAGUCUGUAAGCCACAGAAGCCUCAGACUCCACGCUGGUCUACCAGAGGUUAACGGAUGGCUUGGUGACCCCCGACCCACCCGUAGGUCCCUUCCAGGACGUUGGACGUCGGCAGCACAGGAAGAGACGGCAGCAGCACUGAGCAUUUGGUGGGAAACAAGUGAUCAUACAACUGUUUCCAGUGUACUGCUCGGGUGCAAGCAGCCAUGAUGCCGGUUCCAUUUGAACAAGUGUUCACUCCUGUUGGUGAGAUUUAGUUUACUAAAACGCAAGAAAUCUUCAUCUAGUGCUGCACCUUACAAUUACUUUCAUAAGCAUACUGUUUUCAUUACUUGAGUAAUUGGUUAGGCCAGGGGUGGGAAAACUUCUUUACUCACACAUAGAGUUAACAAAAUUGGCCAGGGGGGCCAGACUAUAUAUUUGAUACAUGCACACUAUUUUACACUUAGAAUUCUAACAGUCCAUCUGGAAUUAUUUGUUGUAUUUUAUCUGUAAAAGUGUCAUACAAUCUGCUAUAUGUGCUUGUGGCCCUUUUUUCAGGAGCACUUUAAAUAUCAGACCACUUCAAAUAACAAAGUUUUUUUUGUUUUUUACUGAAUAAGACGCCCGGCAUGCACAUGAAUAAAGGACGUGUAAUAUACAAUAUGAACUAUGAACGAUAAAACAUUGACUAUUAAAGAGUAUGUGAAAGUCCCUCCUUUUUUUUACUUUCCAGACAGUGCCGUGGGUAGGUUAAGUUGUGCGUCACAUAUUUGUUAACUUGUGUUUGGCACCAUGGGUGAGGUAGUUGUCUGGAUGGCUGCAUGUGAAAAGCUACUUAAACCAUCAAAAGGUUGUCUCAGAUUGACUCCGGCUACUAAUAUACCAAAUUGAGUUUUUGAUUCAUUUAUGGGAGCGCAUUCGCAACCACAAAACGUAACGUCUUAAACAGAGGACCACCUGUAUGCAGUAUAUUAUAUGGUUUGCCGAAAGACAACCCGGGCUCGAUUCACACAUUUGAGUUGCCAGCAGUUGAGAUAAGUUUCCAAAAACACUUUUAUUUUUCUAGAAAAACAAAAGAUCAACAUAAAAAUAACACAGAAACACUGGUGAGUGACAUACAGAUGAAUAUGUGACUUCACCCAAACGGGGUUCAUCUGGACACAAUAUUGAAGCUGGCGAGCGUCAGUAGCAAGCCGAACGUGUGAGUGUGUGUGAGUGUUUUUAUUGUGUUAUGAGAGAAAGGAUGUUUGAGUAUAUGACGGCAACACUUCAACCCUGAGCCUUGUUUAACAACAAUACUGUAUAUUAUAAAGGAAUGUGGACAGACAGACAAGACGUUCACGUUGUUUUGGCCCAGAAAUUGUAGAAACAAGAUUCCAUACUGUUUCCUGGAAUGCAGAUCGACACAGUGGGCCUCAUGCAUGAAACAUUUGGAAGCAGUUUUGCUCCUGAAUUGUACGCACAACUAAUUCAAUUGUUCAUUUUUCUUACCAAUAUAUUCAGAAGUCUCUGUAAGAUGCAUUGAAAUGUUAUUCGUCUUUAUGAAAAACCAAUUAAUUAAAGAUGACUCCAGGCAAAGUAGUAGAAUUAGCCGAGUUUCUUUCUGCUCUUUUUCCUUAGCGGUCACUCUCUAAAUACUGAAAUUUAAAAAUAAGCAAACAUCCAUGCAUGAAGCCCAUUUUUCUUACUGACAAAUGAUUCUUCUUGCUUCUUUGAUUUGGAUGUAAACAGCAAUGUACUGCAACACUGUCUUUCAGGAGUUGUCCAAGCAGGGGAAAGGUUCCUCUUCAUCCCCAAAAUCCCUGACAUCCUAUAAUGGCUUUUCAAGAAAGUAAUCUGAACUCAAGUUUUCUCAUCAACUCAUGAACCAUCUUUUGAAUUUGGUCAUUGGAUUAGACAAGAAGGAGCUUCGUCUUGAGCAGGAGGGCAAGAAGGUUGCUCGAUAAAGUUGUGUCCUUCUGCCCUUUAGGCAGAUUGUAACGUCCCAUUGCAACAUCGGCAUCCUCUCAAGGGGAAGGCUGACGGAUGCUUGACCAUGGCGCUAUGUCAUGUCUUCCUCCUCUGAGCAGUAGUCCCUGCCCUGCAAGAGGUACAAAAUAACAGUCAUAAAAUCACAUUAAGGGGUAGAACACGUCUGAAAACUUUCCAUGGCGAGUUAAGCUUGGACAUUAUGCUUUAAUGAUGAUGAAUAAUUGGCCGCACGGUAGCCUAGUGGUUAGCAUGUUGGCCACGCAGUCAGGAGAUCGGGAAGAUCUGGGUUCAUCUCUGUGGGGGAGUUUUCCAUUCCAAAAACAUGCAUGUUAGGUUAAAUGGCGACUCUAAAUUAUGAAUGUGAGCGUGAAUCAUUGUUUAUCUAUAUGUGACCUGCGAUUGGCUGACGGCUGGUGUAGCCCGAAGUCGGCUGGGAUAGGCUCCAGCAUUAGUGAGGAUAAGCGGCAUAGAAGAUGGAUGAUGAAUAAUUGUAUACUGUACAUGUUCUGCUUUGGUUCACAUGUGGAUAGUCAUUUGAGCUUGAUUAGAUGUAGUCUGUGGGUUCGCAUGCAGCAGCAUGGCCAACUUUAAAAAUGAUGUGAUGUGCUGUGCAAAGGCCUACUGUAUGCAGGGGGCGUGGCCUCCAUAGACCCGUGGCACUGUAAGGGCUAUUGCUUACUCUUCCCUGGUUCUUGGGACUGCAUUGCUAUCGGAGAAGUAGUCAAUGAUCACACAAUUUAAAAAGGUUUUCAGGUUGUAGCGCUGGACUCAACGAUCAACAAUGAGGAAGAUCGAGGAAAGAGCCCAGAAUUCUUGUUAACGCUGAUAAUUUCCAAUUUGAAGGUUACAACUUUGAAAAAUCCUGGUAUUUCACAACCCUAAUUACAAUAUUGUAGCACUAUAACUAGUUGGACUGCAACCAGUUAGUUGUUUUCAGUAUUGGACAAAUGGAAUAACAGCAAAAUUACAUUUAUUCAAAUUUGGUUAGCAUUUCUCGCUCUGGGUACUCCAUUUUACAGUCCAAAAACAUGCAUGUUACAUUAAUUGGAGACUGUAAAUUGUCCAUAUCCUAAAGUCAGCUGGGAUAGGCUCCAGCUUACCUGUGACCUCAAAGAGGGUGGAGUACGAAAUGAAUGAACACGUAUUAAAAGGUCACUCAACUAAAUCAUUGUGUGUGUGUGCGCUUAGCAUGAGCCAUUUAUAUGACUUAAUUGUUAU